Xenopus laevis (African clawed frog) is the source of this 2479-nucleotide messenger RNA. It is a transcript of the gene ttc12.L, whose product is annotated as tetratricopeptide repeat domain 12 L homeolog. NCBI's taxonomy places the organism in Eukaryota, Metazoa, Chordata, Amphibia, Anura, Pipidae. Gene Ontology annotation, biological process: axonemal dynein complex assembly; sperm axoneme assembly. The transcript has 22 exons. Gene Ontology annotation, cellular component: cytoplasm; centrosome. The record is from RefSeq and is a predicted model, not a curated record. The coding region runs from base 94 to 2229 and encodes 711 amino acids.
AGGCAACACAGGCCUCACUGUUUAUUAGCACAUUGUAAGGCACAGGGGCAGGAAGUGCUGUGUUACUGGAAGGCAGACAGGAUCUUUCCCACCAUGUCUACAGAUGAAAAUUUGCAGAAUUUCAUAAACAACGUUGAUGAAAUCACUGAUAUCAUACAAGAUUUAAACUCACUGGAUGAGUCACGCCAACAUGAGGCUUUCUUAAAAGCAGACAAAAAGCUUGCUCUGUUGAAGAGCAAGGAUGGUGAUGGAAUAAGGACAAAAACAAAUAGAACUGUCAUAAACGCAUCUCCUGAAGGAAUGUGUGGUAGUGCUCAUCAUGCCAACAAGGACUCCAUACAAAUGCAAGAAAACUUCCUUGAACAUCUAGAAAAGGAUGCUAAAGAACGAGCAGAAAGACGGAAAGAAAAAAAGGCAAUGGCAAAUGCUCUGAAAGAACUAGGAAAUGAGGCCUUCUCAAAAGGUGAUUAUGAGACAGCUGUGAAAUGCUAUAGUGAAGGGAUGGAGAAACUAAGAGACAUGCACGUUUUGUAUACCAACAGAGCUCAGGCCUAUAUCAAAUUGGAGAAAUAUGAAGAUGCUAUAACUGACUGUCAAUGGGCAUUAAAGUGCAAUGAAAAGUGUGCCAAGGCUUAUGUUCACAUGGGGAAGGCAUAUUUAGGACUGAAGGAAUACAGUGAGGCAAGAAAAUGUUAUCUGAAGUUACUGAACAUUGACCAAAAUCUUGAAAAAUUGGUAAAAGAUUAUAUUAAUGAGACAGAUUUAAAUGAAGCAAACUUCAAACAGGAGCAGGAUGCUUUGGAGGAACUGAGAGUGGCAAGGGAAGAUGCAGUGUCUGUGACUCAGCUGCUUCAGAAACUCUCCAAAGCAGAUCAGAUUCCUUUAUACUAUUCAGGAGGCAUCAGACUACUAACUGAAGUAGUUAAGGACUGUACUGAACAGACCUUAUUCCGAAUGAAUGGAGGAUUCAGUAUAAUAGGAGAGAACAAGAUAAUUCUAAGGAGUCUGGAUGCAGCACAAGCAGAUGCUGUUCAGAUAGAUCUCUGCGAGUCUUCCCUUAAUUUGUGGAAAACAGUCUGCUGUGGAAAUGAAGAAAACCAGCGCUUGUUUAUCAGCCAUACCAGUGUGGGUGAAAAGAUUCCUUCUCUACUGUCCUGUCAGGUUCCUGAGAUCCAAAGCAAGACAUUGGCUCUCAUCGGUGUCUUUUUUGUCUCAGAUUAUGGAAGAUCACUGCUAAUGCAAAGUAUUAAUCCACACAGGUUGCUGCAAAUCCUACUGGAAUGUGUGAGACUUUCAGAUGGAAGAGCAAGUGCUGCUAUGGAAAUACUGCAGAGUUUAUCACAGGAUGAAAAGGUGAAAACCUGUUUUAGGACUAACUUUUCUUCUGCUUCUCUGCCUUCCUUUACACAUAUACUGAGGUCAUCAAAUAUGGUCAGUAGAGAAGUGGUUCUUCAGUGCAUCGGCCUGCUAGGUCACUUAAUAGAGGAUGUGAAUAUUAGGAGUCAGGCGUCUGAAUCACCAGAAUGCUGGGAUGCCUGUAUCAUUUUUUUGGAAGAGUGCAGCUUGUUAGUUGCUGAAGAUGAAAAAAGCCAAUUUUUAUCUGCAAUACUUGGACUCAUGCUAAACUUGUCCUUAGAGAUGAAUUCGACUAUUCAGGAACGAGGAAUUGCAAUUAGCAACAAAUGCCUGAACAUUCUGAACACUAAAGAUGGUCCAGUCCUGACAAGAUGUGUGGGCAUUCUAAGCCGUGUUCUUCCACAAUGCACUGCAGCUGUGGAACAGGCAGUGCAAAGAGGCAUUAUUAAGAAGCUUGUUAAAGUGCUAAAGGCAGGUGGAAAGAGAACAUCUGUUUUUGCUGCAAAGGUUCUUGCUGUGUGCACUAAAGUUGAUUCUGUGGCAAAGAAGGAUUUGAUGAAGUAUGAUAAACAAUUUGGAACCUUGCUUAGUCUUUUGCAUUCUGAGGAUGAGACCAUCGUUGGCAACACAGCUCUCUGCUUGGGAAUCUGUUUUGAGUUUCCUGGUGCAGCCUCCUCUCUGUUACAGUCUGAUAUCCUGAAACUACUUCUGACCCAUGCUGCUGGGGAUGCACAAAGGACUACAGUACAGCAGAAUGCUGCUAUAGCAUUGGGAAAACUGUGUACUGCAGAGCCAAGAUACAUGACCCAACUCCGCCAACUUAAUGGAAUAGAGAUUCUCCAUUCUUGCAUGAAAUAUAUGAAAUCAUUUUGACAUUUUUGUUUGUUAUAUCACAGUAGUAUUAAUGGCCAUGGCAGAAUAAGGACACUUUUUAAAAAAUUUAUGUGGGACCUGUUAUCCAGAAUGUUCGGGACCUGGGGUUUUCCAGAUAACAGAUAUUUUCGUAAUUUGGAUCUUCAUACCUUAAAAGGAUUCUGUCAUGAUUUUUUAGUUGUUAUUUCUAAAUCACACUGUUUACGCUGCAAAUAAUUCACUCUACCAUAUUAAAUUUCAUUCCUGAACC